AUGACGUUCUACGGCGCGAAGUCUCAUGCCUACCGACGCCAGCUCCUCGAGGGGGUAUCACUCCACUCCAGAGGUGACCUUAUUGUCAAGCUCUUUGGGGAGGGUGUGGAGGUUCCCUUGCAGCCUCUCCCACAGUUGGGUGAACAUGGUGCCCUUGUCUUUCCCAAGGAGGACGAAGUUCGUACCGACCUGGCGAAGCAGUCAGGCAUGAUAACCCGGAUGGAGCUCGGGGGUUACGUUGUGUGUGCGGCGGUCAUGGGUCUGGCACGGUCGCUUGGCAUUUCAGAGGAUCAACUGUUAAGUGGAGCGGCCCACGAGCUACAGAUACAUGGGACGCCUCUGCUGGCGCUGUCCACGUCAAAGAACCACGUGGAUCACGCUGCAUCGAUGCGGACGCUCGGCAUCACCAUCCAUCCGAUCCCCUGCCCGCUUCCGGUGCCAUCGUACGCUCCUGCGCAUAUCGAUGGGGCAUCUACCUUUCAUAGGGACCCGUCACCAACAGAGGACCAGCCCAUGAAGGAGGAGCCGGAUCAUCCAACAGCUCCUGUGACUCCGGCAGCAUCAGGGAGCCUCUCGCGCACUCCCAGGCUGGGAGCGUAUACCAUGGAGGACGAUGCGGCGUAUGCGUAUGCAGCGGCAACAUAUGUGAUCAGGCGCAAGGACCACAUCCCGCACACGAAGGAGCUGUCUGACGUGGAGAAGGCAUUCCUUCUCGGGUGUGUUCGCGACGACGUGAGGCAUCUUGUCAAGGCAUGGAUGUGGUGGAGGUGGCGUCAGUGGAGGACAGCAAUGGCAGAGCUGGGCAUUGCUCCUGGUACUCCCUUCCCCCUCGAUAACACUGGCGCUCGCUCGCGCGACAACAUCAGUGGUGAUGACGACGGGGACGACAGGAUGGUACAUGAGGUGGAGGCUGAGGACGAGGAGAUGCCAUAG
Messenger RNA from Closterium sp. Naga37s-1, 933 nucleotides. The record is from the annotation of a GenBank genome assembly. NCBI's taxonomy places the organism in Eukaryota, Viridiplantae, Streptophyta, Zygnematophyceae, Desmidiales, Closteriaceae.